ACACAAUUCUGUGCAUGGUCCAAUACCAGAUUCACUUCGGCAACUUCAGAGCUUGGGGGACCUGGAUUUGUCCUGGAACAAUUUGUCAGGAACUAUACCAGAGUCCCUAGAAACACUCAAGAUGCUUACCACUUGAAUUUGUCCAUGAAUAAGUUAACAGGAGAAGUGCCCAAAGGUGGUAUUUUCAGAAGGCUUACUAAUACAUCAUUUAUAGGAAAUGUGGGUCUGUGUGGACCAUGGAUACAUAAUAUGCCAUCAUGCCCUCCUCCUGUGUCUCACACUCGUAAUUCUCAUUCGAAAAAUUGGAGGAUAAUAGCUCCUGUAGCUGUCACAACUUUUUUGAUUUGCAUUUGCUUCUUAGCUUUCUUAAUUUGGAAGUAUGGGAAGAAGAAAAGCAGUACAAACUUUCAGACUACAGAAGCUUUUCAUUUGAAUUUGGGCUUGCCUAGAAUUUCACAAAAGGAUAUUAUGGCUGCAACUAAUGGGCUUAGUGAUGCCAACCUUUUAGGGGUUGGUAAUUAUGGAUCAGUGUAUAAAGGGGAGAUGAGUGAUGGCACACUAAUUGCUGUUAAGGUUCUCAGUUUACAAAAUGAAGAAGCUCAUCAGAGUUUUGACAGGGAGUGCAAUGCUUUAGGUAGGGUCAGGCACAGAAAUCUGGUUGGAGUCAUUACUUGCUGCUCCAACCUUGAUUUCAAAGCUUUGAUUUUCCCCUAUAUGCAAAAGGGCAGCUUGGAAGACUGGCUAUACUCUGACGGAGAUGAGUGUGAACUGAGUUUGACAGAAAGACUGAGCAUAGCCAUUGACAUAGCUCAAGCCUUAGCAUACCUUCAUCACCAAUGCUUUGUACAGGUUCUGCAUUGCGAUUUAAAACCCAGUAAUGUAUUGUUGGGAGACGACAUGACAGCACAUCUGACAGACUUCGGCAUUGCAAGAAUAGUCUUGGCCAACUCUAUGGAUUCCAUGACUUCCACCGCACAUUUACUCAAAGGAUCAGUAGGCUACAUUGCCCCAGAGUAUGGAUUGGGUGCAAGGGUGUCGACCAAAGGAGAUGUGUUCAGCUACGGAGUAUUAUUACUAGAGAUGUUGACAAGAAUGAGGCCAACGAAUGCCAUUUUCAAGGAUGGAUUAAACUUGCAAAAAUGGGCAGCUGAAAAUCUCCCGCAUAGAGUUAGAGAAAUAGUUGAUUUAAAUCUGUGGAGAAAUCUGUGGAGAGAAGACCAAGGUAGCGAGAAUGUGAUAACUGAAAUCAUGGACGUGGGGCUGCUGUGCACACGAGAGUCCCCUCAAGAACGACCCAACAUGCUUCAGAUUGCUGACAUUUUAGAGAAAAUUAGGACCAAUAUGUACCGUGACACACUCAGAUGAAUUAUGUUAUAUCACUAUGCUUUGAACAUACUCACGGGAAUUCUUCUUACUUCCAUCAAUUCUCGGGAGAUAAAGCUUUCAAGCCUAAAAGUUCAAGCCAAACUUUUUUGGGAAUCUGUCUUUCAUUACUAUUGUAUACAUUAUAAAUAAAAAAUAAAAUAGAGUACUAUUUUAUAUUGAAUAGAUUUAAUCUUAGGAGUUUAAAAAAUUAUGUUAUAUCUUUAUGAGUUUGAUUUGUAUUCUCUAUUGGAUUCUGUAGUUCAGGGUCGCCAGAUUGUGAGCCAUUGAUCCAAGUGCGGAUGCACAGAAAUUCUGAGGCGAGGGGGACUCCAAAAAAAAUCAAAUCAAGCGGCAUCCACUGCUCUCAUCACUUGAAACAAGCCAGAUGGUCUGCUCCAAAAAUUUCGAUAGCAAUAGGCAGUGGAGAUAAUAAUGACCAUUAAUUUAUCCACCAAACAACAUUGGGAUCUUUAAAGGCACUUGGAA
This is a messenger RNA of Cryptomeria japonica (Japanese cedar), 1851 nucleotides long. Its product is annotated as probable LRR receptor-like serine/threonine-protein kinase At3g47570. The coding region runs from base 145 to 1365 and encodes 406 amino acids. Gene Ontology annotation, molecular function: ATP binding; protein kinase activity. The record is from RefSeq and is a predicted model, not a curated record. The transcript is spliced from 2 exons. NCBI's taxonomy places the organism in Eukaryota, Viridiplantae, Streptophyta, Pinopsida, Cupressales, Cupressaceae. Gene Ontology annotation, biological process: protein phosphorylation.